AUGGCCUAUUUCCAGCUCGUACGUUUGCGGUUUGUGCCGGAACCCAACGUCGACAAUUUAGUGAAUGUUCAACCAAAUGUUCGAGGCUUUCCUUACAGCUCGAGCCUCUUCCAAACCUGCCCUCGCAGGCCCAGAAGCAAGACUGCAAUGGAGCCGAAUGAAGUGGAGAGGAGGGAAGAGGAGAAAGAUGCCGCGACGAACCAAGAUGAGAAGAGGCGCCAGAGACCAUCCGAAGGAAAUCAACCGAUGGUGGCUACAGGACAAACUUCGAGUCUGGCACGACGAGCUAAACGAGAACGCUCGCAAAUUAAUGAGUGA
Molecule: messenger RNA, 318 nt
Organism: Protopolystoma xenopodis
Lineage: Eukaryota; Metazoa; Platyhelminthes; Monogenea; Polystomatidea; Polystomatidae
Source: the annotation of a GenBank genome assembly